AUGUCAGUCAGAAUGUUGUACAUCCUAGCAGUGUGCCCGGUGUUGCUCGUAUCUGCAGUACUAACUUUGACCAUUGACUCUCAACUCGGCACUUCUGUUGAAGAUUGCUUUGAGCGCAUUUCAAUUGGUGAGCAGUUGCCGACCGACGCCAUCUACCGAAACAUAUCUGAAUUAACAACGAAAGAAUGUGAGCAAAUCUGCAAACAAGAUAAGCAGUGUCAGUCUUAUGACUACGGAGUUGGAGCUAAGGGAAACGCGACGUGUAACCUAGGCAAUCUUAACGAAAAGGAAAUUAAAGAUAAAAGUAUUCUACGUCGACAUCCAGACUACGAUGUGUAUGUUCGAAGAUUUCAAUGUGAACAAUCUCCACCAACACCUAUACAAGCAGAGUUUGACGACCCUGAUGGCCUUUUACAUCGUCCGACGUUUAAGCCAGUUAAAGAUUCAAAGAAACCACUGUCUGAUGAGUUACCCGAUGAUUUAGGAUCUUAUAGUAACAGUAAGCCAGCUUACAAUAGUGAAAGGCCUGAUGAAUACGAUAAUUCCAAACCCGAUAUCAAUGAUCCUCCAAGUUACGGAGACCACAAACCCCAAAACAUACCGUAUCCACCUGAGAAACCUCACAGUAACUUGUCAAAUAAAAGACCUGACCCUUAUGAUGUUCUACAGUUACAAGAUCCUUAUGGGAGACCACGGCCACAAGGAAAUUGGAGACCAGAAGAAAUGUACGGCCAUAGACCAAUAGGACCAGAUUCAUAUCGCCCUGAAGUACCUGAAUAUCAAUAUAUAGUAAGACCAAACAGAAAACCACAUAAACGUCCACUAUCGAGACCUGAUUUCGAUGGAGGGUACGGUAACAAGCCCGAUUAUUCAAAUAAACCAGAUCCAAUAGGCCAAGGUGACCUAACUGAUACUGACUUACCAUACCAUCAUACUAAGCCAAAUAACAACUUAUCUUCAAAACCGUACGAAAAACCGAGCUAUAACUAUAAUAGUCAGUACGCGAGUAAUUAUGGUAGUCAAGACAAUUCAAUUUAUCUGGAAAUUAUUGAUCCACCGCGGCCAUACAAACCACCAAGUAGACCAAGUAGACCAAGUUACGGGUUAGACCAUGGGGAUUACGACUAUGGACAUCUAGGUUAUGGCUAUGACUCUUACUCAUCUCAAAACUCUUACUUACACUCCCAAAGUAGCCAAUCUCAAUACUUUGGGUCAGGAACAUUAAAUCAAGGUAGUUAUCAUCGACCAAAUCAUGAAUCCAUUUAUCGGCCCACAAGACCUCACGAAAGCCAGGAUUCUGUUUACGGGCAACAAUCGACACCAAAACCAUUUGAACCCAACAAAAGACCUCAUGGCAAUGGUUAUGGGCUCAGUGUCACUGAAGGUUAUGGAAGUUCCAGUCAAGGAGGUUAUGGCAGCGAUAGUUACUUCAGUAGUGGUCAAUCUUACGGUGGAAGUGCGAGCUAUGAAAGCAGCAGCCAAAGUUAUGGAAACUCUCAGGCACCUAAUAAAAAGCCGCACAACAGCAACCAGGGCUAUGAGAGUAGUAGUCAAAGUAGUUAUGGUGGAACUAACCAAUUGUCCAAUAAUAAACCCUACGGGAGUAAUCCGGAAUAUGGAAGUUCAAGUCAGAGCGCGUACGGUGGAGUACAGACUUCACACAAACCUAAUUACUCCUCGAAUAAACCAUACGGUGGGAGCCUAGAAAAUGGUGUAUCUGCUCAAAGUCAUCAUGGUGCAUACGGGUCUGGCACUAAACCAUAUGACAGCGAUCAAGGUUACGGAGGUAGUGACGAGAGCAGGCCAAGUUAUAGCAGUGGAAGUCAACAUUCAGAUAAUAAGCCAUAUCAGAGCAGCUCAGGAUAUGGAAGCGGUAGUCAUUCUUCGUAUGGUGAAAAUAGCCAAUCUACCAAUAACAAGCCAUAUGGUGGAGGUGGUGCUGGGAGCCAAGGAUAUGGUGAUUCCAGUCAAAGUGAAUUCAAUAGUAAUCAUGGAUCUUACGGUUCAAGCGAGAAACCAUAUGCCACCAAUGAUCAUAAGAAACCCUAUGGUGGGAGUGGCUUUUCUUCUAAUAAACCUUAUGAAGAUGGAUACGGAAAUUCUAACGGAUAUGAAAAUAACCAGUCUUACGGUAGCCAUACCACUAGUAAUAAACCUUCAUACGGUAGUAGCCUAUCAUCGAAUGAUAGACCUUAUGGUGCUAAUCAAGGAUACGGGGGUCAAAGUAGUAAUAACAAUAAUUAUGAUUCUUAUGGAGGUCAGUCAUUAAACAAGCCAUAUGGUGGUAGCCAAUCUUCUAAUAAACCUUACGGUGGAAGUCACAGUGAAGAAAAGUUUUGGAUAUGGCAGCAGUCAUUCCUCAGGUUAUGGAAACUCUGCCAGUUACGGAGAUCAGAACUAUUCAGUUCUGGAUACGAUACGAGUAGGCCUGAUAUUAAACCGGUCUACGAGUAUGAGAUUGUCCGACCAGAUGAUGUUCCAAGUUAUGUGGCAAAACCAAAUGGGGAAAUAAUUACUACAAGGCCAGUGGCGGUUGGCGAUUACGGAGGAAAACCAGGUUAUGGAAGGGUUCCCGGCGAAGAUGUAUCUUAUGCAGCAUGCUUCCGUCGGGUUCUGGCCGGGCGGCGCACACUUCGGAGUCAUGUCAGAAGGGUUGUAAAUUGCGAGCGACUCGAAGAUUGUCAGAGAGAGUGUGCGAUAGAACGGCGUUUCCACUGCGAAAGCUUCAAUUACAGACUGGAUCCAUCUUUUCGCGGCAAAGGUCUAUGUGAGCUAAUGACUAAACCUAUAGAAGCUUUUGACAUCAGGCGAGAUUUUGUUGAGGACAAGGAUUACGAUUUCUACGAGGUCGAUAGAAAUAGUUUGGAACCCAAUUGCCCGGACACUCUUAGAGGGCCUGGUCUUUUACAUUCGGGUUUUUUAUCCAAUAAGGGGCCUCAGGACGUGGAUCGGUGGAAAGACCGAAUAGACUGGUACGACCGAAGCUCCCAAACCGAAUACGAGAGAUAUUACAACGAAAGAAGAAGAGCGUUCAAUUCAAACAGAAGAUAUCAAAACCAGGCAUUCGUUCCGUACCAAAUAGGUGAUGUAAGUCGCAGCGACGAGGAUUUGGAAGCCUGGCGUAAGCAUGGCGGGUCCUACGGAGGCUACAACUAUUACAAGGACAAAAAGGAUUAUCGCAAAUCGAUCGACCAUUGGCGAAUAUCCGACGAACGUCACCGCGCCAACUACUACGGAGUCAAAUCCCACGGGCUCAAUUCCGAUUUCAACUACGACAGCUUGGGGAAGAACAAUGGAUGGGACAACUAUGGUUACGGCUAUGGGGCGUGGAAGAAGAGUGGAUGGAAUAGUUCUUGGAACGGAUCGGAAUAUGUGGAGUCGAGCCAUUUCAAAGGAGCGAAACCGCCUUUUUACUACGAGUCUGAGGAUAGAGCAGAUGGACCGCCAGUAAAAGAUUGUUCUUCACGUCGCCGUCCCGGGAUGUCUCUGGGCUCUGGUGCUAUUAGACGAUCGUUGUUCGCUCGGAAUGUAGUCGAGUGUGAAGCGGCUUGUUUUGGCGAAAAAGAGUUCAAAUGCGUGUCGUACAGUUACAACGAAAGACCGUACCGUGGUUUGGACAUGUCUGCAGAUAGCGACUCUGACGUGUAUGCCAUGCCUCAGGAUCAGGGCUGUGCUACAAUAAGUAGAAAACCUUGGGUGGAGAGCGAGUGCUUUUGGCACGUGCGCUCCGGCGCGGCGGUUGGCGGCAACGUGGCCCGUGCCUCUCUCAGCGUGACGGGAUUGGGCGCGUGCGAGGCGGAGUGCAUAAGGGCGCACGCUUUCUUCUGCCGUGGUUUCAGCUUCAGAUUCGACUCGCCGACGAUUGGCGAUGACUUGGAGAAUUGCAUACUCACAUCCUCUCCCCCAACUUCGCUGGAGAUCGGGCGUGGACUGCGGCCCACCGCUGGGCACGAGCUCUACGCGCGCGGCAACUACGGCCGAGGCUGUGAACCGGCGCUGUAUGACGACGUGCAGAAUCGGGAGAGGGAGUGCUACUUGCAAUACGACAGCGCUGCCAAGCUAAAGGGUUCAGCAGUACGCGGUCAAGCAAGAGUGAAAGAUGAGCAAGAAUGCGGCCGCGCCUGCACCGACGCCCCGUUCAGAUGCCUGAGUUUCUCUUUCAAUAACAACGCUCGCCCCGCCGUAGACAACUGUCUGCUGUCGGAGAUCCGCUUGUUUGACCUGCAACGCGGCGUUGACUACGAGCAUUCCGUCGACGACUUGCUGUUCGCUUUCGACUUGUUCAACGGGCGGUGUUGGCGCAAGGUGCACGGGAGGCCGGAACACGAAGCCCCAAGCUACGAAUUGCCUCAUCCACUUCCUCCAUUGGAGUCAGAAUAUCCAUCAUCUGGUCCUAGCAGCUUGGACUUAUCGGGCCCGCCAGAGUCAUCUUAUCCUGCACCUUCAGGUCCUAGCGGGCCUGACUUUAAACCCGGAUAUCCGUCUGGACCAGAACCACCCGUAUUGAAGCCCAGCUAUACAGCUCCAUCUGGGCCCACUUUUAAGCCGGGCUACUCGCCGGGAUAUCCACCGGACACCGCCCCUUCGGGACCAAGCGGUCCCGAUUUCAAGCCUGGAUAUAUUCCAUCUAGCCCCGGUUACAUAGAGCCAAGCAGUCCCAGUUAUAAGCCGGGAUAUCCGGUUUUCGAUGUGCCUAGUCGCCCUUAUAAGCCUAUACCCGUGUCACCUCCGAAGCCCGCUUAUAAACCUCCAGGGCCGAGUUACCAGGACCACAUUCCAUCAUCCCCUAGCGUGUCAGGGUAUAAACCCGAGUAUGGCCCGACUGAUCCUGUUCGACCAUAUCCUUCACUGCCCUCGAAACCUGUUUACAGUCCCGGGCAAAGUAGACCAGGAUACGACAGUGACCUAGAAGAGAAUGGAUCAUUGACCGCAUCGUGGCGGCAUUACACCGUGUCGGGAUUCCCCUGCCGCAGGGGGACCGCCUGCGCUCAAAACCACGUCGCCGGACAUUGGGCGUGUGAGCCCGAGGGCGGCGAGAUCGGUUCUUGGGAUUACUGUUGUGCGCCAACACACCGCUGUGGCUAUAGCGAAGGAUUCAGAAAACCUUGGUGCUACGUUGGUCCUACACAUGAACAAUGGCGACCGUGUAGUGAGAAAUACUACCCUUACCAUAAGCACAACAUCCCUCAUCCAUCUCAAGGCCAAGGAGCGAAACCACAUCGACCUGUGGGUCAGUGGCGGGAUAGACUUGAUGCUCCUAUAAACGGAGAGAGAUUGCCCGGACCUUACCUUGCCGACGCCGACAGGAAAUAUUGGGAUGGAUUGUACAAAAAUGGACCACAGGCGUAUUACGACAAGAACGGAAACCCAUUGCCAGGGUAUACUCGCGUGCCCACGAAAGAGAGACCGAGGAUAAAAUAUCGGCAUAAUCCACCACAGCCUGGUAGUGGAACAUGGGUCGCAGUUCCUGAAUUGAAUGAUUUUGGUGAUAUCCCGGAGCCACUAGGAAGCCCUAGAUACUGGCCGGUUGCUUAUCUUCAUAAAGGACCCCCUCCGAAUAUGACAUACUUUAGAUAUAACGAAACAGAAAAGACUUCUUACGAUAAAGUUCAAUCGCGUGAUAAUGAAGAUUCUGCUGAUUUGCCAACAGAAAGUUCAAGGAAUGAAUUGAAAAAAGUGGAUGUUAAGCCCAAAAUAACAGAUAUUGAAGGAAGAAAGAUUAAAGAUGAACCAAAUGAUAAUAAAACAGAAAAUGAUGACAAUUACUUGAAAAUAGACACAGAAACAACUACCACUCCAUUAACUACAACCAUAGCUAUCAGCACUACUUCUUAUACAACUCCUACAGCUGAAAUUACAAUGUCUACUAAUACAACCGACACUAUUAAAAAUGUAACAAGCGGCAAUAUAACAGAAGUAAUAAAUCCAGAUCAAGAAAAACUUAACGAGGAAUUUGAAAGUAUCAAAGGAAUCGAUGGUAAAUUAGAAGAUUUCUCAAAAUCUUUAGAGGUUUUUAACAUAGAAGAUGUGAGCAAAUGCGAUAAGUUAGGUAAUAUUAAAACUUUGGAGGCUGAAGAAAGACAGAUAGAAGCAAUCGGAAGGCUAGUGGCGUCUAGGCGUGGCGGUAAACUAAUGAUUGAGAAACGUUCCCAAAAAGAAUUGGAGAACAAGAAUAUUGCUGUCGAUAAAGAUUUAUUAGAUUUCAACUUUGGAAAUAAAUUUCCGACAACGGAGAGGCGUGGUUUUGUACAAAGGGUGAGUAAAGAUGAAAUAGAAAAAGAAAGAUAUUCUAAUGAUAGAAGCUUAGAAGUUAGUGAAACUACUUUCGUAAGGCCCCCUAGAGUUCUAAGUACAACUGAAAACAUUCGAAAAGCUGUUGUGAACGGAAAAGUGUUUUACGAUGCAAUGAUAAGAGAACAAAGGGAAUUGUUCUCAAAUUCUACCAGAAAAUCAAAGAGUCUGAAAUUAGAGGAAGCAAGAGAUGUUAUUACAAACUCCGUGGCACUUUCUUCGGCGAGGUCGUUGAACUUUGCACUUGACGGCAAGCUGCAAUCGAGACAGCUACUUCCAAUCAUGAAGACCUAC
Messenger RNA from Iphiclides podalirius (scarce swallowtail), 6585 nucleotides. Lineage: Eukaryota; Metazoa; Arthropoda; Insecta; Lepidoptera; Papilionidae. The record is from the annotation of a GenBank genome assembly.